CAUAGGCAGCCUCAAACUCGUCGUUCUUCGCCUCUCGCCUUCUUCGUUUUGCCGCUUCCUUCUCACCUCUUCGGAGAAACAAGCCCACGAUCAAUCAUGGCGGAGCAGACUGAGAAGGCAUUUCUGAAGCAACCCAAGGUUUUCCUUAGCUCGAAAAAAACUGGCAAGGGAAAGAGGCCUGGAAAGGGAGGAAACCGCUUCUGGAAGAGCAUUGGGUUGGGCUUCAAGACUCCCAGAGAAGCCAUCGAAGGAACAUACAUUGACAAGAAAUGCCCCUUCACCGGCACUGUUUCCAUCAGGGGUCGUAUUAUUGCUGGAACAUGCCACAGUGCUAAGAUGAUGAGAACAAUUGUUGUUCGUCGUAACUAUCUUCACUAUGUGAAGAAAUACCAGAGGUAUGAGAAGAGACACUCUAAUAUCCCCGCUCAUGUCUCACCAUGCUUCCGUGUCAAGGAAGGAGAUCACGUUACCAUUGGGCAGUGCAGGCCUCUGUCAAAGACCGUGAGAUUUAAUGUGUUGAAGGUUAUUCCUGCUGGAUCUUCUGGCGGUGGAAAGAAGGCCUUCACUGGAAUGUAAGGGGUACAACAUCCAGCUUUUUGUGUGUGGGUUAGGCUGAUCAAUGAACCGUCGUUAGUUGGUCAUGUAAGCUAUUCUGGAAAUUGAACAGUCUAGUUUUGGCAAUUACUUGGAACAAUUAGAUCUAUCCCUUGUCUCAACACUUGUUUGAUCUUAUGUGAAAUGUUGCAAACAUAGUAGCUAUGUUGUUUCUGGAAUCUGAAUGCCCUUUAAUGUCAGUUCAUCAUCUCGGCACCGUUCAAGUCUCUUUCUCAACACUAGGUGUUCUAUAGGUUGUGUGGUCGACUUUCUAGUCUGAUUGCAAUGGUUAAUCGCAUGGUUGAAAGCUUUGUUUUGCAUCAGUGAUUGAUUGAUGGUCCAUUUGAUAAUGUACUGCUCCAAUGGAGCUGUGUUACUGUUGUUUAAAUACAUGUGAUUAGCGUGGUGAAGAUUGUAGGUAGGGAAUUUCAUCACAGUGUGGAAGGGCGACUUUCUGCUCAUAUUUUAGAGUAAGAGUA
This is a messenger RNA of Linum tenue, 1073 nucleotides long. The record is from the annotation of a GenBank genome assembly. NCBI's taxonomy places the organism in Eukaryota, Viridiplantae, Streptophyta, Magnoliopsida, Malpighiales, Linaceae.